Messenger RNA from Penicillium oxalicum, 642 nucleotides. RefSeq lists its product as uncharacterized. Lineage: Eukaryota; Fungi; Ascomycota; Eurotiomycetes; Eurotiales; Aspergillaceae. The transcript has a single exon. The record is from RefSeq and is a predicted model, not a curated record. The coding region runs from base 1 to 642 and encodes 213 amino acids.
AUGACUCCGUUGGAGCUGAGAGGCCUUUGCCUGGGCGAGACCCUCCGUGCCGUUGUGUUUACCCAGUGGAUUGCCAUGGCAACACGGCCGCGCAGCCCGCGCCGCAAUGACGCAAGAGCCUCCUCACGCCGCUUCGGUUGGCAGCUCGCCUCGGCCGUGCCUGGUCAUCUCAGCGUGGUUUUGCUCCCGAACCUUCGGCCUCCGGAUCUUUUUUUGGCUCCUCGGUCUCUCCGUGUGCCCCUCUUGUCCAUCAUUGCUCGUGGUGACCCCACUGUUCAGCUCUGCCUCUUCAGAAGGUGGAGAUGGCGUGAGGAUCAACUGGCAGGACGAUGGUCCAUCUCGAGUGUAACUGAAGGUAACAAUCAUGUGGACCUGUGGGAGAUUGAUGACUUGCAGGCGUCUCCUCGGCAUCUACUGUACGUGCUACCUAGUAAGCUACCAGACACUGGCGCCCUACUCCGAUGGGAUCUCCUCUCACAGUCUCCCCUCAUGCUCAGAGAGAUCGAUGGCUGGGGCCCGCUCACCAAAACAAGUCAUGGGGAGAUUAGAUCCAGAUCGAUGGAAGAUACUGGCACACCGUGUGGCGCACAAACAGGGCAGGCCAGUCAAAAUGACCGAGUUCAGAUCUCUUCCCGGCUCUGA